Molecule: messenger RNA, 1894 nt
Organism: Amaranthus tricolor (Joseph's coat)
Lineage: Eukaryota; Viridiplantae; Streptophyta; Magnoliopsida; Caryophyllales; Amaranthaceae
Exons: 6
Coding region: 79-1644 (521 amino acids)
Source: RefSeq, a predicted model, not a curated record
AUUUCAUUUUUACCGACUUAUCUCAUCUCAUUUCAUUAAAAUCACCGGCGGCAAAAUUUCCAUUUCUGUACCGUCGAUAUGCAAAUUCCGACAAAAAUCCUAGAAACAUUUAACUACUUCGCCGGAAUUUCUCCCCUCCAUAAAUUUCCCCCUUUUCAUCCUCAAUUUCUCCGCUCUUAUCAUCAUCGUAGCUCAAUUCCGAAUUCCAUUUCUUAUUUUUCUCACCGGAGUCACUCUCCUAGGGUUUUCUGUAACUUCGGCGAAGAUGCCAGGAGUGAAACACGCCUUAAAGGUAGAAAUAGGAGUAUAAAAUGUGAAAUUAAAACUAAAGCGAAAGGAAAGGAUAAUGUCUGGAGCGUCGAUAAUGAGGUUGCGAAAGAGGUGGAAGAAAAAAAGAGAGGAAAGCAGCGAAGAAGGAGGAGAAGUGGAAAGAGUGUUAAAAAUUUGAAGAAGAUUGGUAAAGAUUCUAAUCUUAUGGUUUCUGGUGCUAUGUUAAUGGAAGUUGAAACUGUUUUGCAAACUCAGGAGCCUGUUAUUCGACCAGCUUGGUACACUUUUGUGAGUAGCGUAAGCGGGAUUUGGAAGGGAGUUGGAGCAGUCUUCUCACCCAUUACUGCUGAAAUGGAACCAAUCGAUACAGGAGGCAAUGAUGAGUAUUUAUUUGAUUGCUAUACUCUUUCUCGAGUGCAAGCUUCACAAUCUGGAAGUAAUACCUCUCAAAUUCAGAGAAAAACCAAUUGGGUUACUCUAAACCCUUACGGUGAGAAAGAAUUAGAGAAUGGUGGUAGUAACAGCAACAAAGGUGAGGGGAAGCAUGACAACUUUUCUUCAGGUGUGAAGGCAAAAGGCCAUAGGGGAAAGGCUGAUUACAUUAUGCCGAAGUUUGAGAAUUUUGAUUUUGCAAAGUGUGAUGUGAUGGAAGAGGAUAUCAUGAGGAUGGAACCUGGUCUUGUUUUCUUUGAGGAUGGAUCUUAUUCUCGAGGACCAGUUGACAUUCCAGUGGGUGAAGUAGAUGAAUCCAAGUAUUAUCUUUCUCCAAUGUAUAGAUUUGAACAAUGUUUAGUCAAGGGCUGCCACAAGAGAUUACGUAUUGUGCACACUAUUGAGUUUAAUAAUGGUGGUGCAGACAUUCAGAUACUAAGGAUUGCUGUGUAUGAAGAACAAUGGGUCGGUCCGGCAAACUUUGUUGAGGAUAGUGAGGUUGAGCUUGAUAUGAAGCCAUUUUCUCAGAGAAAAAGAACGCGCCCAUCAGAGCUUACAGGACCAUGGAAGGUGUUCGAGAUGAGUGCUACACCCAUAUUUGGUGAUGACCCGAAAUCUGAGAAAAGCAAUGGCCCUCCUUUUGUUUAUCUUUGCAUGGAGACUAUGAAAAAUAGAAGCUUGCCUGAGAAUCCCGCAUAUUUCGGUGAAGAAGAGAUGAUAGACAUGCAGGAUGUGGCUGUUCUUUGGCUCCCUGGUGGUGUUACCACUUAUGUUGAUGUCAACAAAGAUGGAGUUCUUUGCAUUGGAGUCGGAUGGUACUCUGAUGAAGGUAUUAACCUCGUAAUGGAGAGAGAUUAUGAAACAGAUGGGAAACUUAGAGAGGUCCGGUGGAAAUCUGAGGUAAAGAGAAGAUGGUCAGAAUCAGAUUCUCUCCCUUCAUAGAGUAACCAUUGCAGUAUUAAAUGUAUUAUCAAGUUCAACGUUGAGUGUUACCUGGGUAUUUUGUUCUUGAAGAUAGAAGUAUCAACUAAGACUACAUGCUAGUGGUUACCUGGAGGGACUCCAUCAUACUUUCUCCGUUCCAUAUUAAUUGCAACAUUAUAAGACUUGGCAUUAUUCAUUCAAUACUCUCAAUUUGUAAUUACUUUUUAAUCUAUAAAUUAAAACAUAGUCAAGUGAGAUUUUGAUUGCU